Daldinia caldariorum is the source of this 3758-nucleotide messenger RNA. RefSeq lists its product as uncharacterized. The transcript is spliced from 5 exons. Gene Ontology annotation, molecular function: protein binding. Gene Ontology annotation, cellular component: cytoplasm. NCBI's taxonomy places the organism in Eukaryota, Fungi, Ascomycota, Sordariomycetes, Xylariales, Hypoxylaceae. Gene Ontology annotation, biological process: positive regulation of TORC1 signaling. The coding region runs from base 303 to 3473 and encodes 1056 amino acids. The record is from RefSeq and is a predicted model, not a curated record.
AGCUCCUAAGUUCAAUGUACACCAAAAGUUACCUAAAGGUGCUACCUAGAUCUACCUGUAACAAACCCUCUACAUCAUUGAGUUGAAGUGAACUCUUUUCAAACAUACUUUGAGCAUUACUUACCUCCUACCUAACAUAUAACAAGUAUAGAAGCUUGUUAAGUCUCCCCGCACUAGAAAUGCGGAGUCAACAAAAGAAUGGCUCUUGUCCGACCUGUUCGAUUCAUAUAAUAAUUAACGUCAACACCCUUCUUGAUCUUUUGUAAAAAACUAACCUGGGUGACGACGGAACUCAUGAAGAAAUGUCUCAAUACACAACUGCAAAAAUGGAUAGACCAGAGCCAGGUCUAAUCAAAUGGUCCUCUAAUCCAGCUUACGACUCCUUCCUCCAUGUUAACUUGCAACAUCGAGUCGUGCAGCUAUAUGAACCUACAGGUCUUGCGCAACCUGGAAAUUUCGACUUCAAAAAGUCAUCCAAAUAUGAUGAGAUCCCCCCUUUAACCACAUACGACUGGUCACCAGCUCAUCCUGGGCUUGUUGCCAUCGGAACUGCGAGCGGUACCGUGGAUAUCAUAAAUCUUCACGGUGAUGCCAGCUCUCAUCUAGAGCUACCCAUAAGGAUUACUCGUACUUGUCAGGCAGUAGCUUUUAAUACCGGUUCUCUACUCGCUGUUGGACUAGAACGUGUUCGAAAUGACCAGUGCUUGAAAAUAUUCGACGUAAGUCGACUUACGACGCUGGAGCCCAACGUUUCAUGGGCAUCGCUCGAAGGUUCCAUGAAUCCGGUGAUCGGACUUGAGGCUAGUAUCUCCAUAUCGAGCACCAAGUUCUUCGAAGACAGUCCCCAGGUCCUGGUUGCCGGGAUUAAGAACCAGGGUAUUCGUAUAUAUGAUCUCCGAGAUCCACAAGGCGCCGUGAUCAAUUUUCAGACCAAGUGCAAUAACAACUUGGCAAUUGAUUACGCCGACCAGAAUUAUUUUGCUUCGUCUUCUUUAGAUAAACCGGGCUUGGUCAUUUGGGAUCGCCGUGCCACCUCGCGACCGUCUUCCUCUCGCUUCUACCUCGAUGCUGUUGAUACGGAUGAUUUACCGUGGGGAGCAGCACUCAACAUCGAUAAAGCAAUUGAUGUUAAAGAGGCCAACUUCCAGGAUAGGGGCUCAUUUAUUAGGUCGUUACGCUUUUGUAGGGACCGUUCUGGUCUGCUCGCUGUGCUUUCCCGAACCGGCCAGCUCAAGGUCCUCGAUACUAAGAAGGAAUUCAUACCAGCCGAGGUACACCCUAAGGACAGCCCCGAAGUCCUAGAAGUUAGGAAGUCAUAUGAUCUUGACAUAAACUAUGCAAAAGAGCGAAAAGAUGACAGAAUCGUAUCAUUCGAUUGGGUGACUCUCGAUUCUCCCGCUCUAACACCACGAGUGGUAGUUCUACGCGCCAAUGGAACGUUUGACAUUCUUGAAAAGCCAUCUUAUUCGUCUGAACAUUUAUAUAAGAUGAUCCCCUGGAAACCACCUCACCGUGGACUUGAAGGGGGUGGUAGUUACCACUCGUUAAUGCAAUUCGAGCCAAUGCAAUAUCCUGAAAUGAUGGGUCCACUUAAUAUAGACCAGGCUCUUAUAGAUCAACCACUGUUUGGAAACCGUAAAGAUUCCACCAGUGCUGUAAUACAGCAAACAUUAUCAUCCGCCCCGCCGACGGCCGACCCCGUCUGCGACUUGGAGGCAAGUACCCAGCCGCUACCAGAGUUAUUUACUGGUGCUUCAACAAUAGCAGACAAGUUACGCGGCUUGAGGCAGUAUUCUAGGGAAACCCUCGAGCCUGCAAUACAAUCGAAAGAAAACGAGCGACAGCAAUCAGCAACGAAAAACUUGGACCAGUCUUUAUCAGCUUUGUCAGUAAAGAACAAUGUCUUACCAUCAAAUAGAGAGUUACAUGAGAGGCUCCUUAUAUCAACGCUAGACUCGAGGGGGUUCCCUAAAGAAGCACAGCUUGUUCUUGACCACGUGAUGCUGUUUCGUUCUAAAGAGAAAUACUUAUUUAACUACGCUGCGAAUAGAGACAUAACUGCCGACGAUCCUUGGUUGAAGGAGCUAUGGGACUGGGUUGCCGGGGCGGAUGACGUUGCCUCUGAUAUGGGAAUGGUAUCACAGGGCAUCGACCUAAGUUAUAUGGGAGUUGCUAACAUAUGGAUGCAUGACCUAGGGUCUAAUUAUUCGGUCAGACUUCUAGAUGGCACAAGAGCGCCAGAUGAUGCUGCAUGGGAGCGUUGUCUUCAGGAAAUAAAUAGGAAGUCGAGACAGCCAGCAUAUGAUGGCGUUGAUUCCAAGAAGCCCGUACAUCGCCAGGCUGCUACGUGGAUUUGCGGGUGGGGCAGAUCGCCGGAUGCAUACUUUAGUGAAUAUGCGAAGAUGCUCCCCUCCGAGCGCAAUUCAUCAUGGUAUACAAUGGCAACUGCCCAUGCUCUCUUCGAAGGCGAUUACGAAAAGGCGGUGGCAAUACUCAGGGGCGCCAGUACAGAAUACCCAGAGCUCUUGUUCGUUUCUUUGGCCUUACAGCUUAAAAGUCAAGGGGACAUGAAUCUAGGCAAAACGCAGCUGGAUUUCGACGAUGCCGUCGCCUCUAAAACUGAUCCAUAUCUUCGCGCGAUAUCUUCCCUUAUUGCAACGAAUAACUGGGAAACUAUCGCAAACCAAGAAUCUCUACCGCUCCGGGAGCGUACGUUUGUAGCGCUUCGGUAUUUUGACGACGAGAAACUCACACAGUGGCUCCAUAAGGAGCUCAAGAGGGCGAUUGACACGGGCGACAUCGAAGGGAUUGUACUCACAGGAAUAACUGAUAAGCUUGUCGACAUAUUUGCAAAGUACGUCGAGAAAUUCAAUGACGUUCAGACGGCUACUCUGAUCUUGUCGAUAUGUUCGCCACGGUAUAUCAAUGAUUAUAGAUGUCGGGUAUGGAGGAAUGCAUACAGAGCGUAUCUUCAGCGCCACAAGGCAUUCAUGCAGCGGACCAAGUUCGAAGUGGAAAGUACCAAGAAGAGCAAGCGAGGCGGCGUCCCAACCAUCACGCCGCCCUCUCGACAGAUCGCACUACGCUGCGUGUAUUGCGACGCCGAAUACGAGCUUUCCAAGACGGGGCCAAGCCACCACCAGUCGACGGUCUCGACAGGUAAGGGGUCGGGGAACCCGCUAGCGGCGGCCAACAUCAACGCGGGGGUCAGCUGCCCGAACUGCGAGCGCCAUCUCCCGCGGUGCGUCGUGUGCCUCGAGGUCGUGGGCGUGCCGCGCUCCGACAAGCCCGAGGCCUCGCCCGACCCCCAGGUCCGCCUCGCCGCCCGCUUCCCGACUUUCUGCCUCAAGUGCGAGCACGUCCUGCACCUCGACCACGCGCGCCAGUGGUUCAAGAGACACGUCGAGUGUCCGGUUCCCGAGUGCAGGUGUCGCUGCAAUUUUAGAGCGAACCCGGAGUUGAAUUAUCAUUGAGUUAGGCCGGCCACCCAGUUGAUUGUAAGGGGUUUAUGUUAGGGGCGAGGAAUUAUUGGUUGGUGUGCUUUAUCUGCUUGUUAUCAUCGUUAUUCCAGAUGUCGACCUAACCUAACCUAACCUGACGGUUUUCUUUUUGGGCAGAAAUAAAUACUCCUGUUUGAAAUAACUAUGUAGGGGGGCACGAGUACCUAGGGUUGCAAUUCUUAGUGUUAGACCAAUAACAUCGUCGCUCGGGUUUCUUUUGUGCGGAUUUAUAUGUGCAUUAUGCUUAUGCUGCUGCUU